This is a messenger RNA of Amaranthus tricolor (Joseph's coat), 387 nucleotides long. RefSeq lists its product as uncharacterized. The record is from RefSeq and is a predicted model, not a curated record. The transcript has 2 exons. The coding region runs from base 1 to 387 and encodes 128 amino acids. NCBI's taxonomy places the organism in Eukaryota, Viridiplantae, Streptophyta, Magnoliopsida, Caryophyllales, Amaranthaceae.
AUGUGGAGUACACCUGUUACUAAAGCUCUGGGCCUCGAUGGCUACAAUAGCGGUUUUUAUAAAGCGGCAUCAGAGACUAUUGGCAAUGACAUUGUGGAGGCUAUUCAUCAAUUUUUUGAUACAAGGGGAGCUUUAGUUGCAAGGUGCAGCAUCCUUCACAAUAUCCUACUCUGCCAAGAUAUUGUCAAGCACUAUGAAUGGAAGAAUUGUCCAGCCAGUUGCCUCCUAAAACUGGAUCUCCGUAAAGCAUAUGACAUGAUGGACUGGGAUUUUAUUACAAACAUGAUGAUAGCCCUGAAAUUUCCUGAAACAUUUAUCAGCAUAGUCUACACUUGCAUCUCGACCGCUCAAUUUGCUAUUAUGCUAAAUGGCCAGCCUUCUCAGUAG